CUAACAGAGGGAAAUGGGUGGGUGGAAAGUCCCUCUGUGGAAAUCCCCUUCCCUGUACCGGGCUUUUUUGUAACAUUUGACGAGUUAAACGGACGCCCAUGAAUUAUUCUUGACAGACUCAGCGGACUGCAAAGGCACCAGACGAGGUGGAUAGUGAGGGGAAGAAGAAGAGACGGUUGAAUGGCGCCGAGGAAGGACCGCUGCGGUGGGGCUGAGUGAAGUGGCUGAAGAAGGACCGGUAGCCUGAGCGUCCAGGAAGGCUUUGUUAUUACCCGGACACGGUUCCCAGGUAAGACCCCGUCCCUGUCCAUCUCCAACUGCUCUUUAGGGGCUGGCGUGUUUAGCACGAAUGUCAGACUCGCUGGGAUGCUCGGGUUUUUAGGCCUUUCCUAGUGAACGGUCGUACAGUGUGAAUAUGGGGACAUGGUGGGAAAGCUGGAGGCUUGUGGCUCAAGACAGUGGCUGCUUUCUUUGACAGCCAUUGUUUACAAAGACGUCAGCCAGAACGUUCAAACAGAAUGAAUGUCUCCUGGGCGCUUUCACACUGGGUCCGUGUCCGAGGCGGAGGAGACCUUUAAACGCUACGGUGUCUGGAGGGUAGUUGUCAUAGGAAUUACGUAAGCCCUCCAACGUCAGCAAAGUCUCCUGUUUAUUGUGUUUCUGUGGAGCCAGUCGGGCUACACCGCAGCGUUCACCUUCCUGACACUUUGUCUGUCUUCGCCCAGGGGGUCAAAGCAGAAAUAGCAGAUUGUUGCUGUCUGUAAUGUGGUGACUGACACACAUUCCUGGGGCCAGUUAGAUCCCUUUGCACCUGCUGCUCGCUGGAAAGCUGCAAGGCACAGACCAUCAAAGGCUGACUACUACGUCUGCCUGUUGUCUCUAACUGUAGGCUGAUGUUAAGUGGAUAUGGUGUUCUUUAAGUUAGACAGUCAUGGUUUCCUACUGUACUUACUUUUUCGUAUAUGGACGUUGACUCUAUUCUUGAAUUCACACAUGGUGAUGAUGUUUGGCCUGCAAUUUAAGUGAGGUGUAGUGAGUGAGGCGUAGUAAGUGAGGUGUGGUGAGGUGAUUUAAAGAUGUUAUUUUAUUGCUGCCGUGGCCUGACUUUGGAUGUUUAAGUCAGGAUUGCAAUAAAGUCCUUAACUUUAGCUUAACACAUCAGUGUGGAAUGGAUUUAUUUGCAUAACAUAAAUAUGACAGUAAAAAUAAAGCACAAUGGAUAUCAAUGCAAAGAAAGCAAAACAACUGGAAUAAGGAUUCAAGUUAUAUUGACUCAAUAUACAUUAAUAAUAAUACUAAUAUGUUGUCAUCAGUUGUUUAUUACACAGUCCUUACUCCAUCCCCUCCUCGUUCAGGUUCCCGACAUUGUCUAUAGGUUGGCGGUCUCUGGUGUUCCCAACUCCCAUUCCCAACUCCCGUUCCCGUUCUACUUACGCUCCUCCCGUCCUCUCCUCCGCUUGCUCGCCAUGUCGCAAGGCCAGAACUUCCUCCCAAAGUUCCUCUUCGUGUCCAACCUGCUGAAGGCGGUAAAGAUCCGCCAGCGUGUCCCCAACGAUGUGGUGAAGCCCGGUGCCAGCGGGGGUCUCAUGCACCACCUGCGAGGCAUGCACCGCUACACGCUGGAGAUGAUCGCCAUGAACCACUUCCCACAGGCCUUCCGCGAGGUUGUGCAGGCCGCCAUCCUGGACCGGGCCAUGCAGGUGUCCCUGGAGCAGGAGAAGAAGCUCAACUGGUGCCGGGAGGUGAAGAAGAUGGUGCCCCUCCGGACCAACGGGGACGGGAACUGCCUCCUCCACGCUGCGUCUCAGUACAUGCUGGGGGUCCAGGACACAGACCUGGUGCUGAGGAAGGCCCUCCACGGGGUCCUGAAGGACACGGACACGGGCAGCUUCAGGGCCCGCUUCCAGGCAGAGCUGCUGCACUCCCAGGAGUUCACGCAGACCGGCCUGCGCUACACCACCACGAACUGGGAGGAGGAGUGGGAGAAAAUAGUGAAUAUGGCGUCCCCAGUCUCCAGUAGCAACGGCCUCCAGUUUGAUUCCCUUGAAGACAUCCACAUCUUCAUCCUCUGCAACAUCCUCCGCAGGCCCAUCAUCGUCAUCGCAGACCAGGUACUGAGGAGCAUGAAGUCAGGCUCUUCCUUCUCUCCACUCAACGUGGGCGGAGUCUACCUUCCACUUCAAUGGCAGCCCACAGACUGCUACAAGUACCCCAUCGUCCUCGGCUAUGACUCGCAGCACUUUGCACCCCUCAUCAUCAUCAAAGACAGCGGGCCAGAGAUUCGAGCGGUUCCCCUGAUCAACCCGGGUCGGGUGGGCUUCGAGGAGCUGAAGGUCCACUUCCUGAUGGAGAAGGACCAGCAGCAGAAGGAGCGGCUGCUGAAGGACUACCUGAUGCUCAUCGAGAUCCCCGUCAUCGGCCUGGGCAACGAUGCAACGCGCAUCAUCAACGCUGCACGGCUGGACGAGGGCAACCUGCCGGAGGACAUGAACCUGAUGGAGGACUACCUGCAGCUGGUAAACCACGAGUACCAGCGCUGGCAGGAGGACAAGGAGCAGGCCUGGGCCGCGCAGCCCCAGCGCCCGCCGCCGUUCUCCGUGUCCCAGCUGUCGCUCAUCGAGAUCCGCUGCGCCACGCCGCGCUGCACCUUCUACGUCUCGGUGGACACGCAGCCCCACUGCCACGAGUGCUUCGAGAAGAGGCAGGGCGCGGACCCCCGGACCGAGGGCGGGGUGCUGCAGGUCAAAGGGGGCAUGCAGACGGCCGUGGCCGUGCUGGGGGUCUCGGGCAUGGCGGACGUGGUGAGCUGCCGGGGCACCCGCGGCGGCAGCCCGCCGCCGUCGUCCUCCGCCGCCGGGAGGGGGCCGGCGGUGACCAGCCCGCGCUCGGCGCCGCCCACCGCCCCAAGCCUCAGCCUCUACAGCGAGACGCACGCCAUGAAGUGCAAGACCCCCGGCUGCCUCUUCACCCUCAGUGUGGAGCACGACGGCCUCUGCGAGCGCUGCUUCAAUGCCAGGCAGGCCCCCGGGGGGCCCGCUGCCCCAGGGGGGGGCGCCACCAUGGGGCCGCCUCCGCCCCCGGGCCAGUGGCCGGGACGGGAGGCGGAGACGGAGCGCUGCGGCAUGUGCCGGCAGGAGGCCUUAAGGACAUUCAACGGCCUGUGUCCGCCCUGCAUGCAGAGGCAGCAGGCGCCGGAGAGGGGGGAGCCGGGCCAGCUCAGCGACCCGCGGACCACCGAGGCCUCCUCGUCGUCGGUGGCGGCGGCGGCGGCGGUGGCGGCGGCCUGGAGCCAGACCCGAGAGCCUGAGCGGGCGCCGUGCCACAUGCUGACCCCCGGCCCCACGUCGGCCUGGCAGACUCCGCUGGCGCGGUCCUGCAAGAGACACGGCUGCCCGUUCUUUGGGACCCCGGAGAAGUUGGGAUUCUGUACUAUCUGCUAUGUAGACUAUCAGACCAACCACCACAUGACCCCUUCGGUGGCCCCGGCGCAGAACCGGCAUGGCUCCGAGGCGGCCUUCCAGAACGCCUCGCGCUGCCUGGGCGCGUGCUGCGGCGCGGUGGGCAAGGCCAUGCUGGAGGGAUACUGCAAUAAUUGCUACGUCAAGGAGCAGAGCACGCGGCUCAACCAGGCGGCCAACCGCACGUCGCACUCCCCGCCCCCCGUCACGCGAGAGCGAGCGCCCAAGCCCAGAUCCUCCCAGCAGUCCCAGCAGUCCCAGACCCAGUCCCAGACCCAGACCCAGACACAGACUCAAACCCAAACACAGACGCACGCCGGGACGCAGUGCAGGCGGAGCGGCUGCAGCAACGAGUCCCCGGGCUGCACGGACUUGUGCCCGGAGUGCCACACUCGAGGCCAGGGCAGGGAGGGGGGGCGGCGGGCGCAGGCGCCCAAGGAGAAGUCCAAGCAGCGGUGCCGGACACAGGGCUGCGACCACUACGCUAACGCAGAGAAACAGGGCUUCUGCAACGAGUGCGACCACUUCAAACAGGUCUACCGGCGCUGACCUUGCGUCGAUGUGGUUAGGGGGCGCAUCACAGCGCUCAUGCAGCAACCCGACAGCCAACGCCCCCGCCAAUAGACCCCGGGGGGCCCGCGAUGGCCCCGGGUAGGACAACACAUGCCAGUCAAUGCACCUCUGAUACUAACUAACUAGCUAGUCGCUAACUAGUAACCUAAUGGCCUGAAAUCAACCCCUUCAUGUAGAAUGUGGAGUGAGUGUGUGCUCAGUGGGGGGAGUGUGUGUAUGUGUGUGUGUGAGUGUGUGCGUGUGUGCGUGAGUGUGCGUCCGUACGUGCGCAGUAGACAUGGCCUCCAGAAUACCUCUUUGUGCAAUUAUGAAGACUGACCGGCGCGUGCAGAUCAAUGUGGAGAGGUUCGGCUCCAUGUUGGGAAUAACUGGCUCAACUCAUGUGUACAAUAUGUAUUUAGAUUGUACACAGUCAAUCGUGCCGGACGAAAAUGAUUGUAUGUUGACAUUACAAAAAAGCACCUGACACUGCUUUCUAUACCAUAGCCAAGGAUCUUGACCCUCUUUCUUUCUUUCUUUCUUUCUGUCCGUCCGUCAGUCGUUUUACCGGUGCCCUUGGUUGCUGUCCUGUCUUUCUCGCAAUUGUUCUGCUGCAACCAGAAAUGCGACAACUCUGGCCUGGGUAGAAAAGGUAUAAGGAUUGCAGUUUAAAGAAGAAAAAAAGCUACUAUGAAUUAAGCCAAAGAGUGCAAACUCAAAUCCAACACGUUUUAAAGCAAGCUGCGUCAGACCUACGAGUGGGUUGUGUGUAACGGGUUGGUGGCGAGGAUGAGUCACUCGUCCUUACUUACACCCAUUUGAUUUCAUAGUGUCACAGCUCAAAGUAAGUUAACCCCAAAUAUUAUUUUUUAAUGGAUCACAGUGUCAUGAGUCAUCUGCAUUUAAAUCAGACUUUGGCUUUGGUAAUUCAGUAGAGAUUCUUUUUACUACUUUUGUCACUGCAAUGUGGGCCUGUUAAUCCUUUAAAGGGUCACAAUUAAUAAGCCAUUUCACUCGUUUGGUUGUGUGAGUGAAGAUCAAGGAUCCCCCAAACAGAGCUGAUGUCACUCACGGUAACGAUAAGGUCGCUGAGAGAUAACCCUUUGACUCAGAACAAUGCAAGAUGGACAGAGCAAACCCAACCUAGCUUCUGGUGCUACAUGUACAGAAACAAGUGCGUCUUUAUAGAAGCCCGCCUCGGCAGAAAGGACGCCAUCGUAGUUCACAAUAGAACAUAGGAUUAAAGUGUCACACUUUCUAUUCCUCUUCCCCUCCUCUUCCUUCCUUCUUUCUCUUCCUUUUUUUUCCUCCCACUCUCAGUAUAACAUAUGUUGCCUUGGUAGUUGUUAUUAUGUUUGAUGACGCCGCACUUAGAUACAGGAUCAUAUACGUUACACAAACACAUACAGACAGACAGACAUGGGAGACAUAACGACAUACAUGCAAAAUCGUGUAGCUCCUGCCCCAUUAGACACGGACAUCCCUUAAACGCACUCAAGCAUCAACACUCACACUGACAUGCACACAUGCAUACAUUCGCACAUGUUUCUGUAAGAUUGCAAAAGUCUCCCACCCUAGCCUGAGGCGAUGUGAAGGCAGACAGACCGGUGUAGGAUCACACCCUUCCUUCUGCUACAACGCUCUCCAUAUGUGCCAAGGAGAUCACAUUUUGCAAAUGUUCAGACAGAAAUCCCAAUUGCCUGCACUGGCCAACCAGUGGAUCUGAAUGUGUUUGAGAGCUCCAGCGGCCUAUAGUCCCGGCACCGGGGCUGAUUCUCGAUCAGCUUUGCCUUUAAAUAGUUCAUGAGAAUUUUUUCUACACUAUGGGUGAUUGUGGAUCAGGGCACCUUGUUGUGAGUAGGGAUCUGGGGGUCCGCCCCAGAGUGAGACCUCCCCAACUGAUGCCUCGUGUCAAGACUCAUGCCAACACACACACACACGCGGCCCAGAUGCGCAAAUCAAACAUUCCUGUUUUGGUUUCUUUUAGUUUUUCUUCAGAUUUAAUAUAUUUGAAUAUAUAUUUUGUUUUUAUUUUCGCCAAAUAAUACAUGUGCCAACAUAUACUAUUCAACAAACAGUCGUCGUUACCUCCUUAACAACACGACCAGCUUGGAUCCCUUCUAAUAUGCCAUAGAUCGAUAUCUAGCUGUCUAGAGCUGGUUGGAGUAGAGAUCAGGGGUUCACUUUUCUAUCAUCACUACUUAGUCAUCUCUUUUAGUGAUUAAUACUUUAAUCAAAAAUAAACUCCCAAUUCUUCAAAUGGAAAACAACUAGAAAACAACCACCUUCACGUGUUUCUCUCUCAAUUGGCCUCGUCCCCUUUUGAGAGCCGCUGGACGGCAGAUGUCCAUCUAUGGCUAUGGUUAGGAAUGUAUAGAAAACACAGGGCCUCGACCUGCCUUCUUGUAACACCUGUAUGUAGAGCUGCCCCCACCCCGCACCAAGCACUUGUCAAGCCUAAACGUAGAUGUGCGCUUUAAUCACCUCUAGACGGACCUUAAAUCAAUGAGACGCGCUGACGGGAGAGGCGUGCACGGGGCCGGGCUCGGGCGGGACUCGGGGAUGGGUGACAGGGUAGCACACGACGAGGCUGCCGUGAGAUUAUUGGUCGGAGCUCCGUCCCGCCGGGGGACAUUCCAGGCCCGGGGAAUGCAUGUCCUCGUACGAGCCGAAGGUGUGACUAAAACAUGCAAACAUUACUCUGUGACCUUUUGACAAUAGGGUAUUGUAUGAAAAAGCCUUCUUUAAUUUGUUAAGUAUUUAUUCAUAUCAAGAUAUUAUCUGUAUUGUGUGAUUCAAUAAUUAUUUAUAUGUUGUCCUGAAAUGAAUUAUUUUUAAUAAGAAAUCUGA
Gadus chalcogrammus (walleye pollock) is the source of this 6860-nucleotide messenger RNA. RefSeq names its product tumor necrosis factor, alpha-induced protein 3 (gene tnfaip3). Gene Ontology annotation, molecular function: cysteine-type deubiquitinase activity; zinc ion binding; DNA binding. Gene Ontology annotation, cellular component: cytoplasm; nucleus. Bases 1194 to 4007 code for a protein of 937 amino acids. Gene Ontology annotation, biological process: cell migration; protein K33-linked deubiquitination; cytoskeleton organization. The transcript is spliced from 8 exons. The record is from RefSeq and is a predicted model, not a curated record. Lineage: Eukaryota; Metazoa; Chordata; Actinopteri; Gadiformes; Gadidae.